Molecule: messenger RNA, 2495 nt
Organism: Lineus longissimus
Lineage: Eukaryota; Metazoa; Nemertea; Pilidiophora; Heteronemertea; Lineidae
Exons: 4
Coding region: 158-2089 (643 amino acids)
Biological process (GO): receptor guanylyl cyclase signaling pathway; intracellular signal transduction; cGMP biosynthetic process
Cellular component (GO): plasma membrane
Molecular function (GO): peptide receptor activity; adenylate cyclase activity; guanylate cyclase activity
Source: RefSeq, a predicted model, not a curated record
GAGUGACGUCAUAUACGUGUUAACGAACCAGAUACAUCCCACCGCACGUGAGGGUAUGCCAGUAAUCCAAAGAAAAAUCCUACGCUUUGCAGAAGAAAGUACAAUUUGUAAUUUAUAGUGUGUAAUUGAAUAUAACAACAAUACAUCCGUAAAGGGAAUGAACAUCUACCGAGCGAUGACGAGGCUCUGCAGGAAAAGCUACACCUUGGCGCCGACAGAGGGCAGCACAAACAGCUUCACGGCUUUAAAAACAGGUUGCUGUGGCGCAAAUUCUUUGACCGUUAGGGGGCGCCGAAUACAAAUGAUUCAGACUCUAGUGAUGGUCUUCGUACCAAUUUUAGCAUUGGCAAUUUACGCGUCUGAUAAUUUAGCUAGCGUUGUUAUGACUCUUGACGAACUUUUUGACAUUAAAAGGCAAGUUGCGUCUGUUCAGGCUAUGGGUGGCCUCGUUCAUGCAAUUCAGCUGGAAAGGGCCGAGUCAGCUCUCUACCUCAUUUGCGAGGACGAGGACGUUUUAUACACUUUGACAAACCAGUACAGUCUCACCGACAAAAGGCUCAUGCUGACAAAAACGUGGCCGACUUUCGACCUCAAUACAAACUCUCUCCAAAUCAACAAAACAAAAGAGGAUCUUUUGCAUGUUUUACAAACUUUCAGAAACGGGACUAUAGCAAGAAAUGGCACCCAUAGCGUUUCGGACGAAGUUCAGUUCUACACUGAAGUGAACGCCAUUUUGAUUGAUUUUCUUGGCGGCGAGGUUGGAAAGACUGUUCACCGCUCGCUCUGGCAGUUAAUGCUGGCGUAUAAGUACAUCAUUAGGUUCAAAGAGAGUUUCGGGGUGAAAGUUGCGAUUGGAAUAGACUUCUACGGCAGGGGCAACCUUACGCAAGAUGAACAGCAAAUAUUCACAGAAAACUUCGCAUUGGCCGAAGAUCACAUCAUAGCGUUUCAAAAGUUCGCUCCAUUCACAGACGCCCUCUAUCGACACAAAAUGAAAAUUAAUAAAGAUCUGGUCACAACGGUUGAAACGUCAAUGCAGACCGUUCUAAACUCAGGGAAAAUAAACGCAAGCAAACAAAAUGCUUUGUCGUUUUUUCGAGACUGCCAGUCGUACUUGGAUAUCUUUCGCACAUUCAAGAUUGAUUUAAAGGACGAAAUUAUUCGUCAAAUAGAUUCGGAAAUCUUCGCGGCAGAUUUGAAUGUUUUGGCGGGAAUUUUAUCAUUUGUGGUGAUUUUGGUAAUCUCGCCUGUUCUGGUGACGUUAGUAUGCAGGACAAUUCAAACAAUGCAAGCCGUCACGACGGAAAUUUCAAAAAAGUCACAAGAACUGGCGGAAGAAAAGCUCAGGUCGGAUAACCUCCUUGAUCAGAUGCUUCCGCGGACUAUUUCCGAGCAGCUUAAGAAAAACAUCCCUGUCGAAGCGGAGUAUUUUGAUUCUGUGACGGUUUACUUCAGCGACAUUGUCAAAUUCACUGAAAUCUCUGCAAGUAGUACCCCGAUGGAAGUGGUGAACUUUCUGAAUGCGCUGUAUGUAUUCUUUGACGAACAGAUUGGAAACUAUAAUGUUUAUAAAGUUGAGACAAUCGGGGAUGCGUAUAUGGUCGCAGGGGGCGUCCCGGAACGUAACGGACGGCAGCACGUGAACGAGAUUGCCAUGAUGGCGCUAGAUAUCAUUGGAGAGAUUGAACAGUUCCGGAUUCCGCAUAUGCCCGAUGAGAAACUCAAAUUAAGGGUCGGCAUUCACACAGGGUCAUGCGUAGCAGGAGUGGUUGGCAUCAAAAUGCCCAGGUAUUGUCUGUUCGGCGAUACAGUGAACACGGCCUCAAGAAUGGAAACUUCUAGCCGGCCGCAGAGCAUCCAUAUCAGUGAUGAAAUGAAGCAAGCCCUUGAUAGUUUCGACAAGUACGUCACCCAGCCUAGGGGGCGCAUUGAAAUAAAGGGCAAGGGCGUGAUGAAGACGUAUUGGCUGAGGGGCCUGAAGGGGGAGCCCAAGCUACUGAACAACAGUAUUUCAGACGAUAUGCCCGCGGAUGGACGGAACUGUGACUCGCUCCUGUCUGCGGAUGAUAUUGUCUUUCAUGGCCAUUAGGAAAAACCGGAACUGAACGGAACCAAAUUCAAAGGUGCAAAAAGCAAGAAAGGAUGAUUCCCUUGCUAACCGCCAAGUUUCGGCGCCACAGUGAUUUGACCUGGGUGGUUAUUUUGACGUAAGUUGAGUCCAGGGCUCGGUUGUUCAAAACAAGGUUUUGUCACUAAGCUAACGUUAGCUUAACUUGGCGUUAAGUCUAAAGGCUUAACUGAAGGAGAUAACGCCUAGUUGAAAGUCUAAAGGCUUAACUGAAGGAGAUAACGCCUAGUUGAAAGUCUAAAGGCUUAACUGAAGGAGAUAACGCCAAGAUGAGUUAAGUUACUAAAUUUGCUUUGAACAACCAGGCCGAGUUCUCAAGCCACGGGAUUUAACCCCUGGCAGCAACCUCUGUUUCGAGCUACCUACA